Rotaria sp. Silwood2 is the source of this 814-nucleotide messenger RNA. NCBI's taxonomy places the organism in Eukaryota, Metazoa, Rotifera, Eurotatoria, Philodinida, Philodinidae. The record is from the annotation of a GenBank genome assembly.
UCUUCGAACUCGAUCGAGACAUUGUUAAGACUGAACUGUGUAGAAAAUUUCAUCGCGAUUGGACUCUCCUUUCAAAAGUUAUCGUGUUAACGGCCGGACGGACACACAGACCGAUUCUAGGUGUACUCACUUUUUGAGUACACAAAAAAAAAUACAACUAAAAGAUUUCUAUCGUAAAAUGACCUGUCGUCUAGAAACACGAUCAAAGGAAUAUGAAUAGAUAUAGAAGACAGCAAAAGAUGAUUUAAUAAAAUCGUUUUUAAGUUCUCACUGUUAAUACUAUUUACAUUUCAAUCAAACAUAAAUAAUUUUGAAAGCUAUCUUUAUUUUUCUUUGUUUAGUUCAAUCGGUAUAUGACAUAACAGUUGGUUUUAAAAAGACUGGAGCCGAACCGACACUUAUUAGUAUAUUAAAAGGACGUACUUGUCAAGCAGAAAUGUUUAUUAGACGUUUUCCAAUUUCUGAAAUACCUACAGAUACUGAAGGAUCUAGUAAUUGGAUUCAUGAAUUAUAUCGUGAAAAAGAUAAAAUAUAUGAUUAUUUUGUUCAACAUAAUACUUUCGAAGGAAAUGGUUUACCUCGAAUUGAAAUUCCACGUAACUAUUAUGAUUUAUUAAUUCAACUUGGAUGGACAAUUAUUAUUGGUAUACCAUCAAUUAUUUAUUUUUUUCAAUUUCUUUGGACAAGUUCAUUACUUGCUCAAAUAAUAUUUGUUAUUAUAAUAUGUAUUGCAACUAUUGGUGUUCGAACAAUGAUUGCUAUAACAGAAACUGAACGAGGUUCUCAUUAUGGUGAAAUAAACAAAGAGGAUUAA